UACUGUACUUUAUUUACUUGCUCCGUUUACCCGGGUACCAGGGUACUCCCUAAACUAACUGAAUUUCCAAGGUGGUGGCCUAGAAAAAGCUCUUCCACUGGUUUUUUUGUGGAAAGAAAUGAUGAAGGUUCUUGUUGUUUUAUUGCUUAUGGUAAAUUCGACAUUUUCGUUCGGAUUGGACAAUGAAAUAAUCGGUGAACCAAAGUUACAAUGCAAUCCGGAAAGUAUUACAUUCUCCUUCAACACACGGAAUCCGUUUAUAGGAAACGUAUAUAUUCGUGGCUUCUACCGAACACCCGGCUGUCGUCGGCAAUUCCUCGCACCGAAUCAGGCUGGCGGCUCAUUUACGGUACGGCUCGGCGAUUGCGGGAUGCGGCGGUCCCGACAAAUCAGUGGACAUUCGCCACGUGGCGUCAAUCAGCACAUCACUUUUGUUGCGAACUUUCAUCCGAAUCUCGCGACGAAAGAGGAACGAUCAUUCAAUAUUCGAUGCUUUUAUGCGCACAGUGAAUCUGUUGUCAAAGCUGAUCUGGAUGUCAGCUCAAUGCCGGAGGAAUCGUUCGAACAGGGUGUGACAAUCGUGCCCCAAUGCACAUAUUCCCUUCGUGAAGGGACAUUUGAGGGCCCAAAAGUGUCGAAUACACGUGUCGGAAUGACAAUUGUUCAUCGAUGGGACUGUGAUACAUCGGGGAACUAUGGAAUACUGCUACGUGGAUGCACCAUACUCGAUUCACGUGGUGUUGAAUCUUUUCCAUUGCUUGAUGAGAAUGGAUGCUCAGUGUCCCGUGACUUCCCACAAGUGGUAUAUCUCCCAUCACUGACGUCAGCCUACAUGGCAAUCGAAGCCAUCUCAUUUCCUGACCAACCAUCGAUUUCUUUCUCGUGUCAAAUUAAGUUGUGUGAUAAGGGAAGUGAUGAGUGUCGGGGUAUGAGUCCCCCCGCGUGUACCCCAUUGACACAGGUCCCCAUCACGGGACAAGUACCAAUGCCAUUUGAUAAUACAAUUGGAAAUACGUUUGACGGAAUCCCACUGGAGCCGUGGAUGAAAGAGCCCUCUCCUCCCACUGAUGACGUGGCAAACAUCACCUCAGAAGGCGAGCCAAUGCCUCGGCUCAUCACCGAAGAGGAACAAUAUCAAAUCGAGUCGAACCAUGUUGAGGCGCGAGAAAAACGAUUUGCUCAUCGAUUAUUCAAUAUCACAUCGGAAGAUCUCUAUGUUGAGCCAACCGUCGAGCCAAUGGAAGUAGAGAUGCCUGGAGCACCGAGAGAAACUGCUCGGAGGGUGUCUGAGCCAUGUGUCUCGGUUGAAACUUUCUAUAUUUCGGCGCUUGCUGUACUUUUCGUUUUUGUCGUUUCGAUUGGGAUGGUCUGUUUCUUCGGAAGUCAUAUGCUUAAAAAAACUCAAGACUGUGAAAUGCCGAUUCCAGUCCCAGAAGGAUAUUAUCUAAGCAAACACUGAAACUCUUGUUUAAAAGUAUUCGUUUCCCAUCCACGUGCCAUAAUUCUUGCAUUUUCUUUUUUUUUCCCUAUUUUUAUUCAAUUUAUUUACAAUUUGUUCAAUAAAUAAUCAAUAAAUAAUAAUUAAAAAU
Caenorhabditis elegans is the source of this 1589-nucleotide messenger RNA. RefSeq names its product ZP domain-containing protein (gene cutl-13). The coding region runs from base 122 to 1459 and encodes 445 amino acids. The record is from RefSeq and is marked reviewed. NCBI's taxonomy places the organism in Eukaryota, Metazoa, Nematoda, Chromadorea, Rhabditida, Rhabditidae. The transcript is spliced from 7 exons. Gene Ontology annotation, cellular component: plasma membrane.